Molecule: messenger RNA, 2632 nt
Organism: Amyelois transitella
Lineage: Eukaryota; Metazoa; Arthropoda; Insecta; Lepidoptera; Pyralidae
Gene: NGR-B3
Product: parathyroid hormone 2 receptor
Exons: 10
Coding region: 220-2544 (774 amino acids)
Biological process (GO): adenylate cyclase-modulating G protein-coupled receptor signaling pathway; cell surface receptor signaling pathway
Cellular component (GO): plasma membrane
Molecular function (GO): peptide hormone binding; G protein-coupled peptide receptor activity
Source: RefSeq, a predicted model, not a curated record
AACAAUUAUUUGUUAUGAGCAAUAGUUCGCUCGAGCCAGCAAUACACAACAUACACAGAAGACAAUCGCUGUUUACUUCAUAGAAGGAAUGUAUAAGGUUGUCUUCAAACUGUAUAAGACUUCCAGUUAGACUCCUAAAUCAGUUUUGUAUAUACGCCAAAUGUUUGGUGUCCAUAAUGUUCGAAUUUCAAGUUUGUGAAAAUUGUGUGAGAGCCGAAAAUGUAUGGACUACAUAGUUUUUUGUUGUGCUGGAUACUGUUGUAUGAUUGUGUACAGGCAGAAUUCUACAACACAGACGGUUUCAGCCCCAUCAAAGAAGCUCUAGAAGUAUGGCGGCCGAGAUCCCCCAGGGUAGCAAUUCAGACUGCUAGCGAAUUGGACUGUGACAGACCAGAAGUUUAUAUUUGUGAGGAACCCCCUGAUGCCAUACCUCCAGAUAACCUAGCGACCUGCAACUACCGUAAUGUGAACUACCAGCAGCAGGUCUACCAGUGGGUGGCUGGCUGGGGCUGCCUCAUAUACACGCCAGACUUCCUCUACGUCGGCGGCUCCAACCCUCUCAAUAUGAGCUCCAGCUGUAUCUAUGGCACUUCAUACGCUCCAUGCUUGGAAAUUGCAAAAGAAGACGGCACAUGUGGUUGCUUUCCAUUCGACCCGAACCUUGUCGAAGUGGCGACCGCUGUCCAGAAUGCGUUGGUCCCGUCAGUCCAGGGACGAUGGGAAAGAUGCUUCAACGCCGCCAAAGACUGCUGCUUGCAACACAUGCUGGAAACUCAACUCGAAGACAGCUCUACGAAUCAAACAGGAUGUGGCACGACCUUCGACGCAUGGACCUGCUGGUACAAAGCCAGUGCUGGCUCCACAGCCUCGGAAGUAUGUGCAGAGUUUGCAUACUCCAACGUAGGACCAUCAUGUCACCAUUUCAGCAGCAAGCAAUGCAACGACAACGGUAUUUGGGAGUUACAAACGGACUACAGCACUUGCAGCAUUGCCCCGCGACUUCUCCGUCGGUACAAAUACCACAUCGCCAUGCUGUCCUUCUCUUGCAUCAGCUGUUUGCCCGCUGUCUUCAUCUUCUUCUUCUACAAACGUCUGCGCAUCACCAGGGUAGCACUGCACCGGAAUCUACUGAUUGCUAUUAUACUGAGGAAUAUUUUAGUCAUUGUCAGCAGGAGUGAAAUCUACAUGGAUGAACUUACAAACUCCGGAGACACAGUUAUGUCUGUGAACAGCAUAUGGUGUCGCAGCAUCAGUAUUGGGGAACGAGUGGCUGCUAACGCCGUCUUCAUCUGCAUGCUGGUGGAAGGCAUAUACUUGCAUAGGCUGAUCGUGGCUGUGUUUAAGAAAAAGUUAAAUGUAAGGUGGCUGUACGGGUUUGGAGCUGUUCUCGCAAUAGCCCCCGUAGCGGCCUGGGCCAUUGUUAUGGGUUUAUACGACAACCACUCCUGUUGGCUCAUCUACACCACUGGUUACGCCCAAUGGAUCCUCGACACGCCAAGAAUCGCCAUAUUAUUGGUCAAUACCGUCCUCUUCCUUCAUGUGAUGAGGGUGUUGUUGACCAAAGUCAGGAACAGUGAGAAUGCUAACCAGUUGAACACAACAAAAGCAACAUUGUUCUUGAUGCCGAUCUUCGGAGUCCAGUUCCUGUUGACCGCAUUCAGGCCGAACACCACCAACUGUACCGGUGAACAGGCGUACUACUACGUGGCUUACACAGUCGAGGGACUGCAGGGGUUCAUUGUAGCUAUGCUGUACUGUUAUGUCAAUAAAGAGGUCCACAUGCUUUUGAAAGUGACAUACAAGAAGACGGAAUCGUAUGUAUCCCGAGUUAGAGGUGAUUCUAUUGCCCCACGAGUGAGCACGAAUCCAGACCGAAGAUUGACCUACAGUACCGGACUUCCAUCAAAUGAAAAUUCCAAACCAGAUUAUGCCAUAAUCAGACCCAGUUUACACGUCGCAGAAAUAAUAUCGAUACAAGCGAGUGAAAGAUUAGCAGAUAUACUAGAACCAGUUUAUGAAACUAUUGAAAGUGGCGUGACUAAUGAUGCUUAUGAGUCAUUUGAAGACAGCGCCCCUAAAAGAGAGUCUCGCAUGCCUUUUCCGAUGGAUGGCCCAAACUGGAUUCAUUGUGUCUCAUCCCCAAAUAGUAGUGUUUAUAAUAAUUCCAUUAAUGAUUAUGAUGUUGUCCACUUAGACAAGAAAAUUCCUACUUAUGCUAAAGUACAAGAAUACGGACGAGAGAGGAAAUCUGGUCGGGAAAGCACUAUGGAAACUCUUUCAGAAGUUAGCCCUAUAUCUGAUAUAGACGAAAAUACAGCAAAAUCAAUUGAUGAACAAAUUCCGAAAACAGGUCAUCCAGUUGCCAGUAAAUCUAACAACGAAGACAUUCCGAGUGAUAUUCAGCUGAAUAAUGAGGAAGAAGACUUGGUCGAAGAAAUAAUGCAAUAUAUUGUUAAUAAUGAUAACAUAGACAUUGAACUGAAUCCAGAUCUUCUGAGCCCCAAUCGUAAAUUAGAUGAUAAAAUAGUUUUUGUUGAUAAGUGAAUGAGCUUCAUUUGCCUUCAAAAAUUUAAAACGUACCGAUAUUUUUAUGAAAAGCAAUUAAGUUAAUAAAGGUAUAUUUUAUCUUUUA